AUGACGCGAGCGCGAGAGCGCGACGUCAUCGUCGCCGCGCGCGCACAUCACCAUGAGCGGCCCCACGCGUCGCGCCGCGUCGCUCGUCGCACGGGCGUACCUCGCCUCCCCGACCGCGGUCACGACGACCGCGGCGGGGACGUGGCGGUCUCACGCUUCCGCGGGUUCGCGCGCGACUCCGACGACGACUUCAAGCCGCAAACGCACGUCACCGGGGACGACGCGAUCCAGGCCGCGAUCGCGACGGACGUCAAGGAGAACAAGGUGCUCCUGUACAUGAAGGGCACCCCCGCCGCGCCGCGGUGCGGGUUCAGCAACAUGGCGGUGCAGAUCCUAAACUUUCACGGCGCGUCCUUCGCGUCCAGGGACGUGCUGUCCUCGGAGGAGUUACGCGCGGGGAUCAAGACGUUCACGUCGUGGCCCACGGUGCCGCAGGUGUUCAUCGACGGCGAGUUCAUCGGCGGGUGCGACAUCUUGCGGCAGAUGCACGACGACGGGAGCCUCGCGAAGGAGCUCGAGAAGGUGAAGUGAUGAUUCGGGGACGGGGACGGGGACGGCCCCGACGACGACGCGGGCGGGGACGGAGCGCGCGCGCGAAGCGUUUAGGACACUCAUAAGUUACGUUAUGACAACC
Molecule: messenger RNA, 634 nt
Organism: Micromonas pusilla CCMP1545
Lineage: Eukaryota; Viridiplantae; Chlorophyta; Mamiellophyceae; Mamiellales; Mamiellaceae
Product: glutaredoxin-like protein
Exons: 3
Coding region: 1-531 (176 amino acids)
Cellular component (GO): mitochondrial matrix
Source: RefSeq, a predicted model, not a curated record